Pristis pectinata (smalltooth sawfish) is the source of this 2110-nucleotide messenger RNA. RefSeq lists its product as uncharacterized. The record is from RefSeq and is a predicted model, not a curated record. The coding region runs from base 29 to 2110 and encodes 693 amino acids. The transcript has 11 exons. Lineage: Eukaryota; Metazoa; Chordata; Chondrichthyes; Rhinopristiformes; Pristidae. Gene Ontology annotation, molecular function: transmembrane signaling receptor activity. Gene Ontology annotation, biological process: cell surface receptor signaling pathway.
UCUUGCUGACCCAUUCAGUUGCAAUAGUAUGUUCAUCGUUGUGCAAUCUCGGAAACUGCAGUCAUCAAGAAAAUGCGGAAUGUUUCUGCAAAAAUCAGAUUUCACUAACCACAUUAUCUUGCUGGUGCUCUUCCUUCACCAGAUAUACGCAGAAAGCUCACAAAGCCAACAGAAGCCAACUAUCACCUUGAAUCCAUGGUUGGAUGCAGUCGUUAAAGGGGAAAAUAUCGGUAUCAACUGCACCAUUGGUUCUCCGUGUUCAGAAGGAUGGUUUUAUUUGUACAAAAACGAGCAAAAGAGAUAUGACGAUAAAAUCCGAACCAGUGACGGACAAUGUACAGCCACCUUUGAAAUUCGUGGGAAUUUCAGUGAAAAUUACACGUGCGGUUAUGUUCCACGUUAUUCCGGAAAGUGGGGAGAACUACUGCGCAGUGAUCCUAUCUUUGUUCGUGUCAUAGACCGCCCGAAGGCACCGGACAUUAUUUUGAAAAGCCAAUUUGCAAAAUUUAUCACAGGAGAGGCUGUGGAGAUUAUCUGUCAAUCAAGUGUGAACUACUCAUGUGGUUCGAUGUACUUCCUUAAACACGGCGAACAAUUGUUCAAUCAGACAGUUGAAACCAACUAUUAUCACCGGUUCUCCAUGUUUCGAAUGAGAGUAAAUGCUUCUGGAUGUUACACUUGUCAAUGUGCCUUGUUGGUGUCAGGAGAAUGGCUGGUGUCAGAGCCAAGUGAUUCACUUAAUAUAACUGUUAUCAAUCAGCCCACGAAGCCAAUCCUUUCUCGAAAUCAAACGGCAGAAGUAUUUAUUGAAGGCGAAUUGGUGCAGCUGACCUGCACCGUCGACUUUCAGGCCGAGGCUACUACAUUUUAUUUAUACAAUAGCCGCCGUGAAAGUUGCGCUAAUCAGUCGCACGUUGGAAAGGAUCGUCACAUUGUCACUUUCAAAAUUGCACCGGUUAGAAAGGACUACUUUACCUGCGUCUGUGGAGCGUACGUUUCGGGACAGUUGAGAUAUUCAGAGGAGAGCGAGAGAGUCAACUUCACUGUAAUCGAUCGACCAAGAAAACCGGAAAUCAGUGUCAAUUGGACCGGCAGUGCAUUUCUUCAGGGCGAAAACAUCCGCCUGACCUGCAAGUCCGAAGGUCCGUACGGGGCACAAAAAUUUGUUUGGUACAAGGGAAACAACAGACAGUUGCUGGAGAGCAUACACGUCAACGCCAUGCACAAUCUGGCCAUCAUUGAUCGCUUGGCUAAUCAGCCCGAGGACUACAAGUGCGCUUACCAAGUGAAUAUAUCAGGGCGGUUGAUAGAUUCAGAAAAUAGUACAACUUUGCAUGUUCCUGUGAUAAAGCCUCCAGCGAAAGCAGAGAUUUCGCUGAAUCGGAAUUUUUCAGUAUAUAUCGGAGGAGAAUUGUUGUCGCUAACUUGCAAAACGCCGGAUCAGGGUUCGAAGGGGACAUUUUUUAUCUACAGUUUGAAUCCCAGAUUUCCGGUCGCAGCAAUUGAAGUCCCGAAGGGAUCACAAACAGUAACGUUUAACGUAACAACGAUGAUGAAUUCAGGUGUCGAAUCCUACCAGUGCAUAUACAAAGCAAUAGUCGCAGGUCGAGUGAUUGAAUCUGAGCCAAGUGUCCCUUUGAUCUUAACUAUAAAAGAACGUCCACCAAAACCGACAAUUACGAUGGACUUACAAGGCCCCAUUACAGAAGAGGGGCAGAACAUUACUGUAAACUGUACAGCUCCUAAUGCGUACGCUCCCGAGAAGUUCUAUUUAUAUCUCCAUUCUGAAGAGCAACCUUACAAACAUACAGAAACGGAAGGGGGGCAUUCCGCUGCAUUCAAUAUAAUGGUACCUCUCUUAAAAAUGAGCAAAGAGUAUUAUACAUGUCAAUAUCAGGUGCAAAUGGCUGGACGAUCUAUAGCUUCUGCAUUAAGUGAUCCGCAAAUGUUGCCCAAGUCAGAUGGUCAAUUUUGGUAUUACAUCCUGGGAUCAUUCCUACUUGUGGUCAUCUGCCUCGUGUCAUUUCUUGUGGCGAUAAAGAAUCGAGAAGCUUACUGCGGCCGGGCGCGCAUAGUUGGCGACAAUUUGAAUGACAUUUCAGUCCGUUAA